UUUCACACCGGCACGUUUACGCUCAUGUCUUCAACAUUCCGUGGCCAUUAAUCUCUCUCUAGAAUUCCUAGUUCGAUACGCAUUCUCCUCCCCUCUCCAGAAUCUUCCUAACAAACACCGGAAUAUAUUCUUAAGCUCUUUUCUUCUUCCUUCUCUAGUUUUACGAAUUUUCAAAUUGAUUGUAAGUUUAAUAAAGUGAUCUUUGAAAUCUUUAUAGAUUCGUAAUUGAUAUGCAAUUUAUUUUUUUAAAGAUUUAACUGUAUACAGAUGCCAAAGAGCUCCGAUGAAAUCAAGUAUUACUUUUUGAUUUCCCUUUCCUAACCACUGCCUAUAUAUCAUAGUCAAUCGUUCGAGAUAUCUUCCCAAAUCUUCUCUUUAUAGUAUCAUUCUGAACUGAAGAUCAUCCACAGGCGUUCAAACCUCGUUUCAAUCUGGCUAAUAAGUGGCACUUGUUCGAGUUGUCUCUUACUCAUGUUCUGGUUUCCAAUUCAAUAAUUGCCAAAAGUCUUCAUUCACUCUGGCCGCUGCAGCAAAAUUGAAUUCCCGCACCUCUUGCUGCUGCGUAUGGGGUGACGAGGAAGAACUGAUUUCACUUUGCGUUUUAAGAUUAAGAUCAAGAUCAUCGCUCAUAUGGAGAUUAUGUCGCGUUUCAGAAGGAUUGUCACUUGAUUAUGGCUAAUAUCUUUAUGGAAUAAGCCAAAGAAUACCUUAGGAAAGAUGUGACUAAAGAAAAUUAGAGAAAUCGAACAAUUUGUUUCAAUAAUUUGCAGGUUUUUCGAUCAAGAUGGUUAGUUUCUCAUGCUUUCGUUCAAGUAUGCAUUCCAACAAACCAAAAAAAACAGCCCAUCUAGAGAUUCAUAAAUCAGCGGAGAAUCCUGUAAAUACUCUUUCUGCUGAUUGUAGCUGGAACUUCAACUAUGCUGAGAAACAGUCCCAAAAUUCACCUCAUAUUAAGAAGAGUUUAUCUCUAGGAAGUGCACUCGAUCGGGUUGGACAAGCUUCAUCAUUUAAUGACUUGGAGGGUGAAACAGAUAUUGAAUCUCGUUCUUCGCCAAAUCAAAGGGAGGAUGAACCGCCUGGCAAGGAUUUCAUGACGAAACGUAUCGACGAGUGGGUCACUAAUCAACUGGAUUGUAGCGGUUUUGAAGAUGAAGUGUGUAAUGUGGUUGAACAUCAGGGAGAGAAAGUCGAAGUUGCUGGAAGAUUAGACUGUAAGAUUGACCCGAGUAUGGAAGUUGCAAAGAGAUACAUUUCUUCUUUGAGUUUAACAGCCUCUUCUGCUCAAUUGGCCAAUCAUGGAUUGCUUGUUAUACCAUUUCUCAGCGUUUUCGGUUGCUUAAAGGCGAUCAACUUAUCCGGGAAUGCUAUAGUAAGGAUAACGGCCGGUUCUCUUCCUCGAGGUCUCCAUAGUUUGAAUAUAUCGAAGAACCAUAUAUCGGUUAUUGAAGGUCUCCGUGAUCUUACUCGUCUUCGUGUUCUCGACUUGAGCUGCAAUCGGAUAAUCCGAAUCGGACAUGGAUUGGCUUCAUGUUCUUCUUUGAAAGAGUUGUAUCUAGCGGGUAACAAGAUUAGCGACAUAGAGGGUCUUCAUCGGCUUCUAAAACUGAACGUACUCGAUUUGCGUUUCAACAAAAUCUCGACAUCCAAAUCCCUCGGUGAGCUUGCAGCUAACUACAAUUCAUUACACUCCAUUAAUCUUGAUGGGAAUCCAGCCCAGAAAAAUGUUGGAGAUGCACAACUGAAAAAGUAUCUUCAAGGGCUUCUUCCCCGUUUGGAUUACUAUAACAAGCAAGCUAUUAAAACCGGAAGUUUGAAAGAUAUAGUUGAACGAUCAACUCGGUUAGGGACACCUGUUGAUCGUGGUUAUAGAUCGGAUCGUAAGACUCUGAGAAAGGGAACACCAAUAACAAUGCAUUCGUCUUCUACUCAUAGAGUGUCAUCGUCAAAUCAUGGACAGAGACAUCAAACCGGGACUAAAAAUAGUAAUUCGGGGCUGAAUCACUUGAUGAGGCGUAGUCAAAGUGAGGGAAUUCUUUCCGAACUUUGAACCAAUCUUCAUUUGAAAUGAAUAAAGUGUAUUGUUGGAAGAAUUGUAUUGAAUUGAUUUUGCUUUAUUAAUACUAUUUUCUUGCUUUGUCUUA
Impatiens glandulifera is the source of this 2141-nucleotide messenger RNA. RefSeq lists its product as uncharacterized. Gene Ontology annotation, molecular function: protein kinase binding. Lineage: Eukaryota; Viridiplantae; Streptophyta; Magnoliopsida; Ericales; Balsaminaceae. The record is from RefSeq and is a predicted model, not a curated record. The transcript has 5 exons. The coding region runs from base 785 to 2047 and encodes 420 amino acids. Gene Ontology annotation, cellular component: cytoplasm.